Messenger RNA from Penicillium macrosclerotiorum, 2028 nucleotides. Its product is annotated as arylsulfotransferase family protein. The record is from RefSeq and is a predicted model, not a curated record. NCBI's taxonomy places the organism in Eukaryota, Fungi, Ascomycota, Eurotiomycetes, Eurotiales, Aspergillaceae. Bases 1 to 2028 code for a protein of 675 amino acids. The transcript has 4 exons.
AUGGUCGCCACGAUCUCCCCUUCCGUGAGGAUCGCUCCCUCCCUCGCGUUCCUACUCGGCCUGCUACUAUGCGCUUUGCACGCCCUGGCCGAGGAGACGGCCUUCUUCAAGUCGCGUCCCGACAUCUAUCCUCCGGUCUUUCACAUUGAACAUUCUGAACCGGACAAGCUUGCGCCAGGGUAUAUCUUCAUCACACCAUACGAAGCCCAGAAUCCGGGCCCAUAUAUCUUCGAUAACAAAGGGGAGCUAGUAUGGAGCGGAUGGGGCGUUUCAGGACCAGGCAAUGCCCACGGCAUGCACGUAUGCAAAUAUAAGGGCGCCGACCAUUUGUGCUUCUUCCAAGGAAAUCAGCAAAAAGGAUAUUGUCGCGGACAUGGCGUCAUCCUGGAUAAUCAAUAUCGGAUUGUGCGCUCCGUACAACCUGGCGGUGGAAUGGCGUCAAGCGAUAUGCACGAGUUCCUCCCGAUCAACGACGGCAAGACCGCGCUCAUGACGGUGUAUCAGCAGCGCCAAUUUGACAUGACCCCAUGGAACGUCAAGACGGGUGUUGGGUGGCUGAUGGAAAGUGUCUUCCAGGAGGUAGAUGUGGAGACAAGCAAGGUGCUCUUUGAAUGGCGCUCCCUGGACCAUGUCGAUCCAUCGAUGAGUUAUACGUACCCGGCGCAUACCGAUACCUCCGGCACGGGAUUGAAUGUGCACGAGCCCUGGGAUUAUUUCCAUAUCAACUCGAUCGACAAGAACGCAGACGGCGACUAUCUGGUCUCUUCCCGGCAUACUUGCGCCAUCUACAAGAUUUCCGGCCGGGAUGGAUCCGUCAUCUGGCGGCUGCAUGGAGCCGAGCCCACCUUCCGCAAUAUCAACUUUAGCUUUUCGCAGCAGCACGAUGCCCGAUGGCUGUUCGAAAACGCCACUCACUCCGUGAUUUCUCUCUAUAACAAUGGUUUCAAUGGCUUUAACCGCACACAUACCUACUCGGCUGGCAUGAUCAUUCUCAUCGACCAUGUGGAGAACACCGCGCUUCAGAUUCGCGACUAUAAACCCCGGAUUGGCGACCUUGUCAGCUCCAGCCAGGGGAAUCUGCAGCGGUUGCCGAACAAGAACGCUUUUAUCGGAUGGGGCAACAACCCAUAUGUCUCGGAACAUGACGAGGCCGGUAAUCUGGUUUUCUGGGCAACCUUUGCCCGGGACACUGUGAUGAACUACCGCGCCCAAAAGUUCGAAUGGGAGGGCAACCCCACCGACUCCCCCGCGCUCUGGGCCUACUCGCGCACCGCCGAGCCCUUCUCCCCGACCAGCUUCUAUGUCAGUUGGAACGGUGCCACGCGCGUCAAAACCUGGCGCUUCUAUGGCGCUCACAACAUGUCCGGUCCGUACAUUUUCCUGGACGAAGUGGCCAAGACCGGCUUUGAGACGGAGUACACCAAUGCCAGCUUCUACCUGUGGACCCACGUGCAGGCGGUGGACGUGAAUGGCGUCGUGCUGGGUCAAUCGGAACUCAAAUAUACGUUCGUGCCGUCUCCAGAGCUCCGCGAUUUCUGCCAAGACGCGACCUGCCUGGAUGCGCCGGGCUACGGCUUCCCGGGCGAGGACGCGGCUCAGCCGUUCAUUCCGCCGGCGGGCGUGAACACCGUCCCGUGGGUGGAUCCCGACCACAAUGACGGCGCUAUGUUCAGCUAUCCCUCGGGCUUCCCGCACUCGGCGCCCGCCGACAGUGUUCUGGAGUAUCAUCGCAAAACUCACAAUGGCCGUUUAAUGAUCUGGGGUCUUGUCCUCGUUAUCGCCAUCCCGAUCUUGGGCGGCUGCUACCUGGGCUAUCGGUUCUACCUCCGUCGCGAACAGCUAGACUUCGUGGAUGAGCAUGAGUCAUCCGAGCCGCUGAACGGCAUGGCCGAGCGGAAAGCCUCAUCCGAGCGAACGACCGAUCUCCCUUGGUGGGAUUAUCGUCGGUGGGUGAGCAACGGUGAGACGCGGUACUUCCCACUCGCUGACCGUGGAGCGCGCAGUCCUGGCCGCGAACGGAACGAUUAA